AUGGCUAAUAAAAAGAGGAUCAAGAGAGGAGAACCUCCCAAAAGUAGCAAAGCCCUUGACUUGAAGAGUCCCAGAACUCUGGAGGCUAUCAAGAGGCAAGGUUAUGACCCUCAAGAGCUUCAGUAUCUUAGAGAAGAAGAGUAUAUUCAGAAAGAAGCUGACAUGAAGGCAACUCCUGCUGUUAUGCGACUCAGGUAUAAGGAUUAUGAGGAAAACAGAAGAGAAAAAGUCAGAAAUGUUAAGAGAGAAACACAGAUAAUUUUGCAUGAAAAGAAGAAAAAUUAAUGUCAAAAGUAGAGCAAACUCUCAGAAGAAGGUGAAAUACAGAGGAAAGUUAGGCCCUGCUCCAAAGAGGAUCCCGAAUGCAGUCAGCCAGUCUUUGACUAGCAAGAAAAAUAAAAUAUAAAUAAGAUAGCUAUUGAGGCUCAGCUAAAAGACGAAGCAAAGCAAUUCAAGAUGCUACAGACCAAGAACAAGGCUAUAGCUAAGCAAGUUGUCAAAAAGGCGAUCCAGGAAGAACAAGAAGAUAUCAUUCGAGCUCAAAGGAAAGCUGCCUGGAGCGACCAAGAUGCUCGGCAGAAGAAGAGCCUCGAAGAAGCCAAGCUUGAACACAAAAUGAAAAUUCUGGCUAUGCGCAAUAAAGAGCGUGAGCGAAUUCAGAGGGAGAAGGAGCUUUCCUUGAAGAAGUAUAAGCAAGAAUGCAUCAAGAAGGAAAAAUAAAGACCUAAUAAACAAGGAAUAUGAGGAUCAGACCAAAAUUAUGAGGCAAAAAUAGCAAAGAAAUACUCAGACUUAAACGUGAAAAUGAGCUACAGGAAUAUAUAACCAGCCUGAAGUUACAGAAACAACAGGCUGAAGAGAUUCGUAGGGAAUCAUUCGAACGUAAGAUUCAGAAAGCAGAGCUCCAAUUUGAGAAAAUGAAGCAUAAGAAAGAUCACGAACAGCUGCUUAAAUAAACUCAGCAUUCAUAAAAAGCUUGAAGAGGCCAAUAAGCGAGUUAAAUCUAACCUAAAGGCACAGGAGAAGUCAUGGGAAGAGAAGCAGAAAAUGAUUGUUGAGAAGUACAACCGCAUUAAGCUGAUCCAAAAAGAGAAAGAGAAGAUUGCCUCCCAAAGAUCUAAACUUAAAGAGCUCGAGCACAAUAACGCUAAAGGAAGAGGCGAUGGCAUGUUGAACCAGAGGCUCAAGGAGCUUCGUGAGAAAGAGCUCAAGUUUGAAUCCCGUAUUAAAAUCCAUAAGCAGAACAUGCAGAAGGAGAUAGAUAAAAAGCGCAAGUUUCAUAGCUUCCAAAGUCGAAGAAUGGAGCAACGCAGGAAGUUACUAGAGGAAGAAAAGGAAAAGGAGAAAUCCAACUCCCUUCGGAAGCUCAGGGAGAAAGAUAGGCAUACUGAGAAACUCCUGAAGCAUCGGAAUGAAGAGUCCAGGAUUCUUGCUGAGUUUGAGUCUCUUAAGAGAGACAAGAGGCUUAACGAAGCUAAGAGGCUGAAAAAGGUCAGGGAAUACCAGAAAAUAAAAGAAUUUGAAAGGAUUCAAGAAGAGAGAUCUAAAUCCCAAAAUAUUCAAGAGCAGCGAAAGAAGAUCCUCAGUUUAAAAAUUGAGGAGAAUGAGAAGAUCAAGUUCAUCAAAGAACAGCUCAAGGAGAAGAUAAAAACAGCCAAAGGAUAUGGAAUGAGUGAGCUAGAAGACUUAUUAGAAAACCCGUAUAAGGACCUUAAUACUGGAAUGAACAAGUCUAUGGAGAACAUGAUCAACAAACUCAGCAUGAUAAACUCGAACACAAGAAGAAGUCCAAAGAAGAGAAGAGAGAAAUCCCCCAGAAAAGCAGCUAGCGUUAAGAAAAAGAAGAAUGCAAAAUAAGUGU
Molecule: messenger RNA, 1861 nt
Organism: Moneuplotes crassus
Lineage: Eukaryota; Ciliophora; Spirotrichea; Euplotida; Euplotidae
Source: the annotation of a GenBank genome assembly